UGGCUUCGUGUUAUUGUGUGCAUAAGAUUGCAAUAGCACGGCCGGUCAUGAUCCGGAUUUGGGGCGUGACAAAUUAUCUAGUUGCCAAAGGUUGCUAAAGUGAGAGCAUAAUUCAUGAGCUUUGAAUAGUUUAGUCAAAUUUUCAACACACAUGCAAGAAACCCUUUUUUUUGUGUGUUCUGUAGACUAUCGGAAAUCACAAAUUGUGUUUUGGUAAAACUAGAGAUGCUGCCAAGAAAAUAAGAAUAAAAAAGGCACCUGGUCCUCCUACUAUGAUUCCAAUUUGUGGAGCUUAGCUCCUGUCUUUGCAACUCUAGAUCAUGACCUCUAUACUCCAGUCAAACAAUUUUCUUAAAGAAAAACUAAAGUUCUACCUAUAGUUAUUGGGAAAGCAUACUUCAUGGAUAUUUUCACAAGGAGUCAUGCCUGGAGAUACUGUAGUUGUGUAGAAGCUAAAUCCAAUCUUCAUCAAUGCCCCUUAUGUCCCCCUUUUUCAUUCUAUCUGUUAAUUUCCCUGCUCUCCAUUGUUUGGAACUUUUUUUUAUAGAAAAUCUUCAUUACUAGGAACUUGAAGUCAGAGAGACUUAUAAUAUUGCUACUCUGUUCUGGUAACUGGCAGAUGUCUAUUAGAAGAUAAUUGAGAACAUGCUCAGAGUGUCAAAGCAUAUAGAAAGGAGCAUUCUUCCUACAUGUUAUGUCAUUCUGGUCCUGAUUAGUGUAGUACUUUAGGUUUAUAUUGCUUUAACUCUCCGAGGCGAGAGAAACUCAGAAAUUAGGCUCCAGUUGUUGUUACCCAGGGAUGAGUCAACUCAGGUUGUUGCUAUGAAUGUUCAGAACAUUGCCUGCAGCACAUUCAACACUUCUUAUUAUCUUAUGUGUUAGUUGUCAUAUUCACAUGCUUUCUCAAGAAGCUUAGAGGGAAGGAAUCAAAGAAUAUGAAUAAAAACCAUAUCCACUCACCUUUCCUGCAUCUGUUUGCUGGUUUUAUUGUUUUUUUUUUUAAAUUUUGCUGGAAUCCCUGCCGCCAAGUGGGUCUAGUGAACACCAUGACCUUAUGUUUUCCUGGUUCAAUAGGACGAUUCGUUCUCUCUCUCUCUCUCUCUCUCUCUCUCUCUCUCUCUUCUUGGACUAUAUGUAGAAGGUUUAUCAUCUUUAUUUCCUCUGCGAUUGCGAAUCAAUACUCCUACUUUAGGUUCCUUUCAAACAUUAACACUUGAAUUACAAGUGAUUCAAAUGGUUCUGUUCUGAAAGCUAUUUGACUUGAUUCUGAAUUCUUUAACUUAAGAAGCACAAAUCAGAUCACAUGAAGUGAGAAGUGAAUUGUCAUGAUAUAAAACCUUUAACAUCUUGAGCUAAUCAUAGUGAACAUUAAUUUGUGACAUGCUCUGACAUAUGGCAAUCAGCUAUCCAUUCUAAACAAGACUCAGGAGAAAAAUAGUACUAUAUUUGACAAGAGGCAUUUGUAGAAUGGCUGAUAAUUGCUUAUCUCUGGACAUUACAAUACAAGGCGCGUGGAAUCAAUUGUAGAUGGUUGUGGAUGGUGAAGUCUAACAAACUUGCAGUAUGAUACAAAAUUCUUUCACAUAUGGAGAAUAAAGGGUUUUCAUGCAUUUUGGGUAUAUAAUCAAUUUAAAAUUGUGAACUCUAUGAUUAAAGGAUGGGGGCUCUUGCAUAUGCUUAGAUUCGAGAAUUAGAACCUAAGAACAGUACCUGGAAGCUUCAUCAUUGAAAGAAAGAAUCAGAAGUCUGUGAACUAUGCACAUAUCAUAGCCUAAACAUUGAUUUAGUUGUAAUCUCUUAUUUGUGUCCGAUCAAUUUUUCCUGUAAAAGAAUUUCUUGUUCUGUGGGAAAACAGCUACAAAGCUCCCUGGUCUUGGGAAUGAACCCACAGGAACAGAUAGAAAAUUCAUAUACUUCCAAUGAAGAAGUUAUGCGCUCUCCAUAUCUUGAGUCUCUAACAUCUGGUUUUCCAUUUCCUGAUUUUAUGAACAACUACUACCAUGCACCACAUGGUGGAGUGGUUCUUCAGCAGUCUCAUCACUCCAAUUACCAGAGUUUGCUUUCUCAGUUGUUCAAUGGAUCCACCCAACUUCUGCAACCUCGGCAUCAUCGGGGUCUUCCUCACCAAACUGUAGCAGGAAAAAUGACUAAUUUUAAUUAUGAAUCAUCUGGAAAGUCAGAUGCUCCCUCCAGCAUUUACUUUCCUACUGAUUGUCAAGCUCAAAAUAAUGAUAAUGUUGGAAUUCUGCAAUCAAAAAGUACGAGCUUGGAGCAUGCAUGUACUGCGAAUAAUUCAGAUUUGUCAUGGCGAGAAGUAGGAGGAUCCAAACAUGGGGAAAUGUUGUACUCUUCAAAUUCUCGGAUUGGAACUACUGCAGUUCAUAGUAGCAUGCAGUCUGGUGGCGCAGCAACUGGCAAACAACGUAUUAGAUGGACACAUGAACUACAUGAACAGUUUGUAGAAGCUGUUAAUCAUCUUGGAGGGGCAAUGAAAGCAACUCCAAAAGGAAUAUUAGCACUUAUGAAAUCCCAAGGGUUGACAAUUUUUCACAUCAAGAGCCACCUACAGAAAUAUCGGACUGCUAAGUGCAUGCCAAAUUUCCUUGGAGGGAAGAAUGGGAAGAGAAUCAAUAAUGAUAUGUUGCCAUUAUCAAAUUUUAGGGGGUAUGCAGGACUUCAGAUUUCUGAAACACUUCGUCUGCAAAUGGAUGUUCAAAAAAGCUUACAUGACCAUUUGGAGUUCCAGAAGAAACUGCAGAUGAGAAUUGAAGAGCAUGCAAAUUACCUGGAAAGGAUGUUUGAUCAGCAAAAAAGAAGUUGCAGCUUCCUUGAGAAUCACAACUCAGCUAAUGCUGUCGACCAGUCUAUCAUAGGGUGUUCAUCCAAUGGCGAAUAUGAAAAUAGCAAAGAGGCCAUUCUUGCUAAACGGGAGCCCUAAGCAUCUGCAUCUAAAUUUGUUCUGAAACAACGAGGGAAAUCAAGUUCUAUGAGAAGGUGAUCAACAUGUAUACUCUGCGAUUGAACAGAAACAGAGAGGCAAAGGCAUAUGAAAAAGAACUUCGAGAAUCUUGAUGGAGAAAUCAUGUUUGUCACUGGUAUCAGGACAAAUAAUAAUAGAUAUUCAUUCUCUCAAAAUCAAAAACGACUAAUAGAUUAGGGAUCUAGAUCUUGCCAUAUACCACAGUGUUGUAAAUCCUAUUUGUGUAUCUGGAAACUUGAAUGAUAAGCCUGUAGAUUUUCAGGAUCUUUAAAUAUGGAGCUUGUAUCUUGCAAUAUUGUGUGAAACAGCUUAUCUCA
This is a messenger RNA of Phoenix dactylifera (date palm), 3297 nucleotides long. Its product is annotated as myb family transcription factor RLI1-like. Lineage: Eukaryota; Viridiplantae; Streptophyta; Magnoliopsida; Arecales; Arecaceae. Gene Ontology annotation, molecular function: DNA binding; DNA-binding transcription factor activity. The record is from RefSeq and is a predicted model, not a curated record.